UGCCACGCCCCCUCCAGCAGAGCUCGCGGAGUGCGCGUCUCGUGCGCGGUGCAGAUCAGUCGCGCGGAGCUGCACGAGGAAUAAACAGGAAUAACAGAGAGAGAGUAACGGGACGAAUGGCGCUCAUGGCCGGGAUUAUUUACGCGCUCGCCUCGCUCUUCCUGGGGAUUUGUGCAGGUCUGUCCGCUCCGAGGAAUCUUCCGGCGAAUGAAGUCACGCUGCUGGAUUCCAGAUCAGUGCAGGGAGAUCUGGCAUGGGUCGCCAGCCCGACGGAAGGAGGGUGGGAAGAGGUGAGCAUCAUGGACGAGAAGAACAGCCCCAUCAGAACAUACCAGGUGUGUAACGUGAUGGAGCCCAAUCAGAACAACUGGCUCAGGACUCACUGGAUCCGGCGCGGCGCGGCCCAGCGCAUCUACAUCGAGAUUAAAUUCACCCUGCGUGACUGUAACAGCCUGCCCGGCGUCAUCGGCACCUGCAAAGAGACGUUCAACCUCUACUACCUCGAGUCCGACUCCGAUAACGAGCGCUACACUCACGAGAGCCGCUUUACCAAGAUCGACACGGUGGCGGCGGACGAGAGCUUCACGCAGGUGGAUAUUGGUGAUCGGAUCAUGAAGCUGAACACUGAGAUUCGGGACGUCGGCGUUCUGAGCCGUGCAGGGUUUUAUCUGGCCUUCCAGGACGUAGGAGCCUGCAUCGCGCUGGUUUCCGUUCACGUGUUUUACAAGAAGUGUCCAUUAGCCGUGAGGAACCUAGCACAGUUUCCUGACACGGUAACCGGAGCGGACAUGUCGUCACUGGUGGAGGUGCGCGGCUCCUGCGUGAAUCAGUCGGAGGAGCAGGAGGUUCCCAAAAUGUACUGCGGUGCAGAUGGAGAGUGGCUGGUGCCCAUUGGGAAUUGCCUGUGCAAUCCUGGAUACGAGGAACGGAAUGAGCAAUGUCAGGUGUGUAAGGUGGGCUUCUACAGGUCUCUUUCUUCGGACGGUGGCUGUCGUAAAUGUCCACUACACAGUUACUCCAUGAAAGAAGGAGCUACUUCCUGUGAUUGUGACAAAGGAUAUUACAGAUCGGAGACGGAUCCCGCAGCCAUGCCUUGCACACGUCCUCCGUCCGCUCCUCACAAUCUGAUAUCUAAUGUCAAUGAAACGUCGGUGCUGCUGGAAUGGAGUCCGCCUCUCUCCUCCGGAGGCCGGCAGGAUCUCACCUACAACGUUGUGUGUAAGCAGUGUGUGCGAGACACGCAAAGAUGCAUGCCGUGUGGAGACGACGUGCGAUACUCUCCACAGCGGCUGAGUCUGCGCUCCACGCGGGUGUCCGUUCACCAGCUGCAGGCGCACACCAACUACACCUUCCAGAUCUGGGCCAUCAACGGGGUGUCCAAACACAACCCCAGUCUGGAGCAGGCCGUGUCCGUCACGCUCACCACCAACCAGGCCGCUCCCUCCACGGUCAUGAUGGUUCAGAGUAAGGACAUCACGCGCCACACACUCUCUCUGUUCUGGGACAAACCCGAGAAACCCAACGGAGUCAUACUGGAGUAUGAGGUCAAAUACUACGAGAAGGAUCAGAACGAGAGGAGUUAUCGCAUCGUAAAGACGACGUCUCGUAGCACUGAUAUUACAGACCUGACUCCGCUGACCUCCUACGUGUUUCACGUGCGCGCUCGCACUGCCGCAGGAUACGGAGAGUUCAGUGCCCCAUUUGAGUUCAGCACCAACACCGUCGCAGCUCCUGUUGUUGGAGGAGUCGUGAGCUCUGCUGUGCUGCUGCUGUUGGUGGCCGGAUGUGUUGUUGUUCUCCUCCUCAUCCUCAUCAUUACCUUCAUCAUCACCAAAAGGAGAAGCAAAUACAGCAAAACUAAACAGGCAGAGGAGAAAAACCUGCAGCCAGGGGUGCGGAUAUAUGUGGACCCUUUCACCUAUGAAGACCCCAACCAGGCCAUCAGGGAGUUCGCUAAGGAGAUCAAUACUUCCUGCAUCAAGAUCGAGAAGGUGAUCGGCAUCGGUGAGUUUGGCGAGGUGUGCAGCGGCCGUCUGAAGCUUCCUGGAAAGCGAGAGAUCUGUGUGGCCAUCAAGACGCUGAAGGCGGGGUUUACCGAGCAGCAGAGGCUGGACUUCCUGAGCGAGGCCAGCGUGAUUGGCCAGUUUGACCAUCCUAAUAUCAUACACCUGGAAGGGGUGGUCACCAAAUGCAAACCAGUUAUGAUUAUUACAGAGUACAUGGAGAACGGCUCACUGGACAUGUUUCUCAGAAAGAAUGACGGCCGCUUCACUGUUAUUCAGCUGGUGGGCAUCCUGAGAGGAAUCGCAUCUGGAAUGAAAUAUCUAUCUGACAUGAGUUACGUUCACAGGGAUCUGGCAGCACGCAACAUCCUAGUGAACAGCAACCUGGUGUGCAAAGUGUCUGAUUUUGGGAUGUCCAGAGUGCUUGAAGACGAGCCAGAAGGAGCGUAUACUACCAGGGGAGGGAAGAUUCCAAUCCGCUGGACGGCUCCAGAAGCCAUCACAUACAGGAAGUUCACCUCAGCCAGUGACGUGUGGAGUUACGGCAUCGUCAUGUGGGAAGUGAUGUCAUAUGGUGAACGACCAUACUGGGACAUGAGCAACCAGGAUGUGAUAAAGGCAAUAGAGGAAGGCUACCGGUUGCCGCCGCCCAUGGAGUGUCCGCUGGCUCUGCAUCAGCUCAUGCUGGAGUGCUGGAUGAGGGAACGAGCGGACAGACCCAAGUUCAGCCAGAUCGUCAACAUGCUGGACAAACUCAUACGCAAUCCUGCCACGCUCAAGAGGACGGCAGGAGACGCCAGCAGGCCCCACCCCUCCACACUUCACCACGCCCCCUCUGAAGGCUCCGCCCCCUCUUUGGGUUCUGUGGACGACUGGCUGAAAAUCAUUGGACUUGAGCAAUACAGAGAAAACUUCAGCACAGCAGGAUUCUGCAGCUUAGAGAGCGUCUUACCCAUGAGUCACGAGGAUCUGGCCAAGAUGGGAAUCUCAUGCAGCGCACAUCAGAGGAAGAUCCUGAGCAGCGUGCAGGAGUUAUUGUCUGGAAUGCAUCACAGGCAAGACACAAAGGUUCCCGUCUGAUCUGUGACGAGGAAAAAAAAAAAACAAUGCAUCAUGUUGGUUAACAUGGAUUACAAGAGGGACGGAAUAUUUCACAUCACUCUUGCACUUUAAUUAAUGUGAACGGUAUGAAGAUCAGAAUGAAUGAGCUAAACUGCACUUUUCUGGGCCGCUUUUUGCUUCUAUAAGGAAUUUUCUUCAAGUCUACGGAUUUUAAACUGGCAUUUUGCCGACAAUUAAAAUGACUUAAUGCGUCUCUCUGGAUGAGAUGUUUCUGGCCCUGUUGUUCUAGGCGGCGAGGCAGUGUUUUUUGACAGGAGAAAGUUUGAGAAGUGUCCUCCUUCUGUAAGUGGAAAGAACCGUUUCAACUAAGUGCAAACAGACUACGAUGCUUUUCACCUCAGGAUCUUUUCAGGAUGGCCGCUCAUCAUCAGCAGGAAGGAAUUGUUCCCCGCGGAUCAGAUUUGAACAUUAUAUUCAAACGGAUCUUUUGCCCCGGGAGAUGAUUUUGAGCCUUUGCGAACGAAACUAACAGACCUUUUGGAUGGUGUGUGUUUGUUUUAUGAAGGCCAGAUGGGAGUUUUAGAGGCAUUGCUGAAUGGAAAAUUAUAUUGCUUUAUUUCUUGAAAAAAAUAAAAAAUAAAUAAAAAACAAAGAAUGAGGAGAUAGAUCCAGAUCAGAUUUAGUCUCAAGUUACUCAUGUUCCUUGUAUCCAAUCUUUGCAUUUUUAAGUAGCAAAGUAAAAGUUUGAUGGUCUUUCCUACUUUCUCUUCUUUCAGUUUCAUUUAUUUCCACGUCUAAAUAAAUCCUUCGCAAUCAGCUAAAUCUGUGUAUAAUUUGAGAAAAUGUUUGAAACUGCUGAAAUGAAUCAUUGCGAGAAUUUCAUAGUCACAGAUAUAUUUUUUGAAACUUUUUUUUCACUGUACAUAAUCUAGGAUUUUGUAUGUACAUAGUUUUUAAUUGUUUUUCUCCAUGAUGUACAUAAUACCAGCAGACGUUUCUGUGCACAGCUUCUGAGGUCCCUCAUCUUCCUCCUUUUUUCUUUCUGUGUGUUAACCAAUGUAUUUAAUUAUACAGCGCGCAUAAUAUUAAUGUUGGCGGUAAACUUAAUAUUGUAAAACAGCAGUACAUUUAAGAAGGUUCGGUAACAGGUUGAGGAGUCUUUUAAUUUCACAGUUUCUGUAUUUCCACCUUUAGGUGCACCUAACUUAUGAGCUUUAUUUAUGAUCUUUUGUAUCUAGUUCAUAAAAUAAAAUUUCGAAGAAAUU
Messenger RNA from Cyprinus carpio (common carp), 4330 nucleotides. RefSeq names its product ephrin type-A receptor 4. Lineage: Eukaryota; Metazoa; Chordata; Actinopteri; Cypriniformes; Cyprinidae. Gene Ontology annotation, cellular component: neuron projection; plasma membrane. Gene Ontology annotation, biological process: protein phosphorylation; axon guidance; negative regulation of axon extension. The record is from RefSeq and is a predicted model, not a curated record. Gene Ontology annotation, molecular function: protein binding; transmembrane-ephrin receptor activity; ATP binding.